AUGUUAACGAAAACCAGGUCGGUACCUUCAAAAGCUAGUUACUGCAAACUGCCUUGCCCAAGCGGUACCCAACACACCGUGUGCCGACGUGACAAUUGCAAACCGGUGGCGUUCUGUCGCCAGGAGCACAUAACCUACGAAAUUCGCAAGGCCCUCACCGACGCACACAACACACUGCGCAACAACCUGGCCCUGGGCAAAGAACCGGAUGUAAAGUACACGGCCGCCAACAUGCGCCUCUUCAACUACGACAUGGAACUGGAGUACAUAGCCCAAUGCUACGGCAACCAGUGCACCCAACCCAAAGAAGAUCCGUGCCGGAUCACCAGCCGUUUCAGCACCGUCGCCCAAAUCACGCAGAUGUACGACGACAAGACGUUCAACAUACUGAAGUGGAUGGAGCCCCAGCACGUGGCCGGUCGCUUUAGGAACGCCUACAAGGACCAGAAGCACACGCUGGACGACUCCAACUACGAGAACGUGUACACGGGCAAGCAGAAGGACAAGUGGAAGUACAACGACCCCUUCGUACAAAUGAUCUGGGCUGAAUCCGACCACAUUGGUUGCGCCAUCAACACACAACGAACCAACAAGACCACCUACAAGUACUCCUUUCGCAUCGUCUGCUACUACUCUAACAUAAAAACUAAGGGCAAGAAGUUGUUUAUUGUCGGGCCCGCUUGCUCGAAGUGCCCUUCGGGGACUAAAUGCAAUGAGAGGUUCACGGGUUUGUGUGGCAAAACUGAGCCGAUAUCAAAGGAUAGUUCUUACGGCGCCAUCUUUCCGGAUGAUACUGCUGAAGCUGUGAGGGAAAGGCAAGAGAUGGAGGAGCAGAUGGACAUGUGGGGCGUUGACGAUUAUGAACUGUUCAACAUCACCGAUGUUAAAAAAGGCCAAUCAAAUGUUUUGUUUGUUGUACCCAAUUACCUUUUAAUUGUCACCAUUUUUUUAACGUUCUUAGUUCACAUGAAAAUUGUUUAGCUUCAGACUGUUCUUCAACAUCUUG
This is a messenger RNA of Aethina tumida (small hive beetle), 1006 nucleotides long. RefSeq names its product venom allergen 5-like. The record is from RefSeq and is a predicted model, not a curated record. The transcript has a single exon. Bases 1 to 981 code for a protein of 326 amino acids. NCBI's taxonomy places the organism in Eukaryota, Metazoa, Arthropoda, Insecta, Coleoptera, Nitidulidae.